Messenger RNA from Schistosoma bovis, 3715 nucleotides. The record is from the annotation of a GenBank genome assembly. NCBI's taxonomy places the organism in Eukaryota, Metazoa, Platyhelminthes, Trematoda, Strigeidida, Schistosomatidae.
ACUAAUGGGUUCGUGUUUAUGGUUGAUGUCGUCUUUUAAAUACUGAUAUUAAAAAUCAACGAAUAGGUUGUCUUCAUGUUGAAGUAGAUAAUUCUAUCUGCGUUUGUAAGGGACUGGACCAUAAUAUUAUUGUUUGUAAGUGGACUUUCUCAUAAUCUACAUGUGGUGUCCUUUCGUUGGAACUGGUCCUCAAACUCGUAGAAGAAUCCCCUUCAAUCCAUCUAAAUGGUGAUAUAUGGAUGGAGAAAGUGUGCGCAGUGGACGAAGUGAAAAAAGUGACCGUUCUCGUCGGUCAAAACGCAUUCAGCGGACGAGUAAUGUCACCUCCAGUCAACCCGCGUGUAUGUUCCAAGGACAAGUAAAGAGUGUGUUAGCUUCUCAUAACCAACCACUAGCUAUUGGCCAGAGCAUGCAAAAUGUGGAUACAGCUGUCCGUCAAUCUCAAUGCAAUUUAAUGCCAAUUGUCCCACAGCCUCAUAUGAGCAUGUUUCCGCAGCAACCAAUAGGAAUGCAACAGCCUAAUUCUCAUCCUUAUACAUUAGAAACAUGGAUUCCCCCUUUAAUGCCAAUGAACCCCAAUUUCUCCUCUUGUUCUCAGCCAAGCAUGUACAUCCCUAACGCUCAGAGUUGGACCGAUCAAUCUGUACAGCAGGUAUAUGCCCAACAAAUAAUUCAUCCGUCUAUGCCUUCUCCAUUCACCCGACCCCCAAUUUGUGCAGGAGUACAAUCAAAUCAACUUCAGUCACAACAACAGCAGGUCGGUUCUUUCAUACCUCCUGGACAACAGCAUCCUUUAGCACAUACUGCUGCAUCCCAUGUUUCACCUUCCCAGAUACCUUCUCAACCAUCAUCACAAGUUCCAGAACCAUACCGGUCUGAGCGUUUUGACCCACAACUUACGAACCAAGAUGAAAAUGCUUGGGUUGAAGAGGCUACUGCUGUCACUGGCGCUACAAGUGAGACUGGACUCAGUGGCGACAAUUUCUCACGAUUUGGAGCACGUUACGGUCUAGCAACCUCACUAGGUAUACAUGCCAAUGGUGGUACCGGCUGUAAUAUUAGCGGUGCUGCAGCUGCUUUAAUACGAUCCGAAGCGGAUGAAAUAAAAAUGUUCAAAUGCUCACAUACAUUAAGUUUUGCCAUUUCUGCAUUUCUGGCAAUUGGUUCAUUACUGUCUCCAGUUCUAAUGCUUUUACUCCCACUUUUUCCGUUUUGGAUUGGAUGGUCGACCGAAGGGUGUGAACCAACUUGUGAAGGACAUCUCAUCAGUAUAUGUGUAAAACUUGUACUUCUCGCUAUCGCGCUGUGGUUUUUAAGUUCCCCUUGUCGACCAUUUUGUGGCAGUGCUACUGCCAUACUUCCACGUAUCCGUCUUUGUCGAACUCUUUUUCUUUGUCUUGUGUUAGUUGUUCUGUUUGCAUUUUGGUUGUUUUAUACUGUUCGUGUUAUACAGCCAAAGGAAUCUGAUUAUCUUUCCAUAGUAGUUUUUGCCGGCAGUUUGACGGAUACUUUACUCUUUUUACAUUAUGCCGUUAUCGCCCUUAUGGAACUACGUAGAAUCCGAUUUCAGUACGUCAUACACAUUGUACGUUCUCCAGAUGGAAUGUCAAGAACUUUAAAGUGUGGAGAGAUGUCGUUGCAGCGGGCGGCCAUAGAAGUUUUGCAGUUCUACAUGGUAGAAUUCACAGCUUACAACCCAAAUCAAAACUUAUCUUUCAACAGCGGGGGUGGAGGUAAACGUAAUCGUCGCGGUGGUUCUGCUUCUGGUAGUGGAAAUGGCGGUGGGUCCAAGUAUAAAUUUUACGAUGUAGAUAGUGGUGGGGCUGGUCUAGGUAAAUCAGAAAAUGGUGUUACGUAUACUGUUGAGCAGUCUGGUGCUAUUACUGCCCCUAGUGCUUCAGUUCGUUUGUAUGAGGAAAUUGAGUUGGAAAAAAGGAUACGUAAACGGCGCAUGAGACUACUUUUGGCAGUUGAGGAGGCUUUUACUCAUGUUAAGCGCCUUGCUGCUGAAAACUGCAAUAAUGAGGGAACUGUUGGUGUUGGUGAGUGUGAUCAAACCUUGGUACCUUUCAAAAACAAUCGAAGUAAUGGAAGGAUGUCAAAGCUUACUUGCUCUCCAGGAAAAUCUUUGGAUCCGUACGAAGCAGCACAAGCUGUUUUCCCAACUCUCAUCAGGCCGUUACAAAAGUAUAUGCGUGUUACACGUCAACAAGCUCGUCACCCUGUGGAUAUGGUAAUUGAUCAUCUUGCUCUUUGCUUAGCUUAUGGCCUGUCACCUCACGCUUUCUUGGAAAGAUUUAAUCCUUCGGCUGCUACACCACAACAAGACGCAGCCGCAGCUGCAGCAGCCAUUGCAACAGUGAAGAGAGCCAAGUAUCAACAGAAUAUCAAGCAAGUUAACACUUCAGACAAUCUAGAUCCAUAUCCUCUACUUCCUAAAUUAGUGCAUCCAGGCGGACAGCAGGUAUGGAGUAUUGUGGCUGAUCGGGCUCUGUCUCGUAGUUUAGCGGAUGGUGCCAUAUUUCAGCUUCGUCGUGGAAAUGAGCUGUCGUUGCUUUGUACUGUUAGACGCCUGCCGCUUAUCUAUCUUAUCGAAGAAAUAUUAGAACCCUUAGAAGCAGGUAGAUUUGUCUUACGAACUGAUAAUGCAGUAUGACUUUUUAAUGGACUUCUACAAUGUUCAGGGAAUGUGAUCUCAUCCAUCUCAUUUGCUUUUUUAACCCAAUUUCGGUUUGCAUUUCUAAAUAUGCACCGGUAUUGACCAAUAUGCUGAUUACAUUGCUCGAUCCAGUUUUAUCCAUUCGUCAAUUUUUGCAUUUAUAUGAAGUUCAGAAUUCGUUUGCUUUUCACACAAGUUAUUGUUUUUGGUCAGUCUAACAUUAUUGUUUGUAUUGCAUUUGAUUUUUUUGUUUUUGCUUUGUGUUUUAUGGAGCUGCUUUAUGUACGUUCAUCUUUUGAAGUUUACAGGUGCUUUUAUUUAUUUUCGAUGAUUAACUACUAGUCAUUAUAAUAAUUGUUGUGAAUCGAUUUAAAAAUCGUUGUCACAAGUUAUUAUUAACAGCAGUAAUUUUGCUGUGCUGUUAAUUUUCUCUUUAUUUUUCUCUUUUUCUUUUUCUUGCAUUUCAAGCUUCCACUUGUCAUUUCCUAAGGAAUCAUGUAUUAAGUUUACUUCUAGCUUUAUUAUAAUUACUAUUCCCGUGUACCGGUUUAAUCGAUGUUAUUACCGGUUAAUGUCAAUAAUCUUGUUUCUUCAGUGGAUUUCGAUCUUUUGCUCAUCGAGUUUUUAUAAAAUGUAGCUGAGUAUAAAUGAUUUAGAGUUAAUAUUCUUUAAGAUAUUUACUUGAAUUGCGCUUAAGGUGUCUAUAGUAUUUCAGUUUUUAUGACUUAACAUUGAAGGCGUAAUGUAUGCACAAACGUACAUAGAACAUGGAUAUAGAUACCUAUGGAUAAUAAGGAUUAUGUCAUCCUCGUCAAAAAUAAUGUAGAAAUUAUUGUUUCUGAUUAGCUUUUACAUAUUUAAUACUUGUUGUAGAACAUACUAAGUAAAUACUCCAAGGAGUAGAGUGAGUCGACAGUAUGUCUCAUCGGUUACUUUGAACUUAUUCAUCAUUCUGUGAAUGCUGAAAAUGCCACUAGAGAUAAUUUAUGUUAUCCCACCGUAAACGAUACACAUAUUCGAAUUGUCGCGUAGAUAAAUUCAAUAAUUCGAUCUCCA